Messenger RNA from Paramecium tetraurelia, 2154 nucleotides. RefSeq lists its product as uncharacterized. NCBI's taxonomy places the organism in Eukaryota, Ciliophora, Oligohymenophorea, Peniculida, Parameciidae. The transcript is spliced from 8 exons. The record is from RefSeq and is a predicted model, not a curated record.
AUGGAUUAUAGUUGCGAUAACUUUGAAGUAAAUGAAAGUAGAAUAACUUUGAAUAAAGAUGAAGAAAUAAAGAAGUUAACUUUGGAGGAAGACUUACCAGAGAUCAAAAGAGCAUAAAUAAUUUUGAUGAAAGGAUAGCAACGCUAAAAGUUAGCUAUAUAUAACAACCUACACAGAUUGCUAUCUCUGGGUUUUGAUCAAUUGUAUCAAUAUAUCAGAGGAGAUAUAAUGGAGUAAAGUGAGGAAUUGCAAAUAAUAGCAGCAAGAUCUUUGCUGACUUGUAAAGUGAAGCCAAAGGAAAUCAUCCAAUUGGCAUUACAUUUCAUUUAACUAUAUCAAUGGAAAUUGGCAUAGGCUUGGAUGCCUGUGUUUCAACAUUUGGUGUUACUGAUUGAUUAUAAAGAAUUUUAGACCUAUUUAGAGAAAAUCAUAAUCCAAUUUAGUGAACCAAAAUAGCCUGAAAUCGGGAGAUGGGUCGGAGCCAAAAUGAUAGUGUGCAUUUCGCCAGUCUUGAAGGAUGAAAUGAAAGGCCCCAUAUUGGAUAGAGCUCGUUUAUUGUGUUCAGAUCCAGAUCAUGAAAUCAGGGAACUAGUGGCUGAUGAAUUGCUUACUUGUUUGAUAUGCAACUUGUCAGGGGAAUUAGUAGAACAAUACUUCAUCGACAAAAUAAAUGAAUUGUUGUAUGACACUCAAAUAAACGUGAAGAAGAGCAUGAUUAGGACUUUCCUGCGAUUUCAACACAAAUUCCCGAGAAACAGUUAUAAUAUCAAAGAGACCACAAUUUUCAUUGAUUGUUUAUCCACCAACAAUGUAGAGUUGUUGAGUGUGGCUUUGCAAUACUGCGGGGAGACAUUCGUGCAGAUCCAAGAUUUGAUUAAUGAUGAGUUUAAGAGCAAGUUCACGGGGUUGUAUUAGAAAUUUGGUCAGCAUCAGAAUGACGAGAUUCGGAAAUGGUAUUUAUAUAAUUUACCUGGAAUCAUCUUGCAUUUGAAUGAAGGCCCUUAUGCAAGUUAAAUUUUAGUGCCAUUUGCAGAUAUUUUAAUAUAGGAUAAGAGUCAUGAGAACAAAUUGCUGGCUUGCAAAAUAUUGCAUGAAGUUUCGAAAUAGUUUGAUUACAGUUAUGUGUUACAAAAGAUGUGGCAUUUGUUUGAGUGUGUGAUCUAGAGUGAAGAUCUUGAUUGCAUAUUAGCCAUCAAUUUACCUGAAAUGUAUAGGUUGUUGUAGGGCAACGAACAGAACCAGGAAAAGCUAAAAACUUAGUUUAAAGACAUCAAUUAAUAAUUGCAAAAAGUCUAUCAAAAAUGCUUAAGCAAUUAUUAAUGUAAUUAACUGUUUUUAGAGCAGCUUCUCAAUUUCCUACACCUAAUUAACAAAAAGCAUUUUGAACAACACAUCCUGCCAGUCCUCUACAAGGAACAAUAAAACAUUCACUCAGACCUCCUGUCAAUGAAAUGCUUAGCCAAAUUCUACAGUGUUUGUCAAGACUACGAAAUCCAAAUGAAGAUCAAAGACACCAUGAAUCUGAUGUUCUUCCGAGGCAACAACAACAAGAGAGUCCGUUACAUAUUUUGGGUGUCCAAUCUGGUACAAUACAUCAGUAAAAAGCGAUUUCAAGAACUCAAUCUCAACCAAAUCAUCUCUUAUAGCUCUGACAAAGCUGCGAGUGUGUAAAUACAAUUGAUUAAAUCUUUGCCUCAAUUCUACUAGUAUUUGGAACCUAUUGAAUACAAUCUUAUUAAAAAUGUCAAGGGAGUAACUCAGCAAUCUCUGGCCAAAGAUGCAUUCCUCUUAAUUCAGUAAAGAUAAUAGCAAAAUCAAAACUUUUAGGAAGAGUAGACUUUGCUCAUUCAAUAAGAAGAAGCUGUAUUUACUUAAUUCACUUAACAACAGAAAUAAGAGAAGUAAAAUGAUCUCAUCUAAACUAAUGAAUAUGCAAAUAAAUAUCUCAAGAAACCCAUUCCGAAAUUGGUUUAAUAACAAUCCAAAAAGACUCCAAAUGCAUCUACUUCUGUGAGAUUAGCCAAUCAAUCAUUUGGUGAACUUACUCCUUAAUAAUAAUAAUAACAACAAUUUAAAAGAGUCCGUAGAUAUACUGAUGCUGCCAAAUCAACUUCCAAACCUUCAUCUAGACCGAGUGGAUUUACAUAAAAAUGA